UAGCUUUGUAAAAACCAAUUGGAAAAUGGCCGCCGUCGCAGCAACAGUGAUGAACGAGAUGGGUGGUGAAGAGGAGAGAUUGGUUCUUAAAAAAACAGAAUCACCAGUUCCUGUUUUGAUGUGACAUGUGACUCCCCCCAGCAGAUUUUGCCAUCUUGCUUCUGUAGAUCAGCUCCAUCAGGAUUCCAUGGUAGCUGUGAUGUUAGGGCUCAGGGAAGAGAAGUCAGAAGAACAAGAACUGCAGGAACUGAAAUCCAAAAAGGUGAAAGAUAAAAGAGAAGAAGAGAAAGCAGAAGAAAAGGAAAAGCAUGAGUUGCCACAUGCUUCUUCACAUCAGUUUGUUCUGCCAAUGGAAGGAGGGAAAGUGGACACUUCCGAAAUAGUCAGGUCAGCUCCCCCUGUUCCUGAAGCCUCUGCCUCCCCCAAACAAAGGCGUUCCAUUAUCAGAGACAGAGGACCUAUGUAUGAAGAUCCUACCUUACCUGAAGGAUGGACCCGUAAACUUAAGCAGAGGAAAUCAGGUCGUUCAGCUGGAAAGUAUGAUGUGUAUUUGAUCAAUCCCCAGGGAAAAGCAUUUCGAUCCAAGGUGGAAUUGAUUGCAUAUUUUGAAAAGGUAGGCGACACAUCUUUGGACCCAAAUGAUUUUGAUUUUACAGUAACUGGGAGAGGAAGCCCUUCUCGGCGAGAACAAAAGACAUCUAAGAAGCCUCAAACUACCAAGGCUUUGGGGGCAGGUAGAGGGCGAGGAAGGCCUAAAGGAAGUAGCACAGGGAAAUCAAAGACAGGUGAUUCAGAAAGUAUUCAUAUCAAAAGGGUGAUAAAGAAGAGCUCUGGGAAGCUCCUGGUCAAGAUGCCUUUUCAGCCUUCACCUGGAGGGAAGGAAGAAGGAAGUGGGGCCACUACAUCUACCCAAGUCAUGGUAAUCAAACGUCCUGGUAGGAAGCGGAAAAUUGAGACAAAUCCCCAAGGCAUUCCCAAGAAAAGAGGACGCAAGCCAGGGAGUGGGGUGGCAACCACUUCUGCUGAAGUCAAGAAGAAAACAAUUAAAGAAUCUUUCAUUAGUUCAGUGCAAGAAACUGUGUUGCCCAUCAAAAAGAGGAAGACCAGGGAAACAGUUAGCAUUGAAGUAAAGGAGAUGGUGAGCCCCUUGCUCUUGUCAACCAUUGGGGAAAAGAGUGGUAAGGGACUAAAAGCUGGGAAAAGUCUUAUUUGUAAAAGUAAAGAAAGCAGCUCCAAAGAGCGGAGCAUUAGUAGCACUUCACCUCUAAAAAAAGAGCACCAUCAUUAUUACAUAGAUUCACCCCAGGCCACCUCAACAUUGCUUGCACCCCCAUUAUCUCCUGAGAGUUCUGAGGCCAAUAGAAGCUCUUCUGAGUCCAAGGAUUUAAGCAGCAAAGAUGAGAAAAUGCAAAAAGGAGAACAACCUGAGAGUGACAGCUGCAUAAAAGAACCCGUUAAAACUACACCCACAGAAAAGUAUAAACACAGAGAAGGAGACCGAAAAGACAUUGUUUCAUCUUCUAUGCCAAGGCCAAAUAGAGAGGAUCCUGUGGGCAGCCGAAUGUCUGUAACAGAGAGUGUUAGUUGAUUUUAAGUGAUACUGAUUUAAAAACAAAAAAUAAAGGCAGCUGUUGUUUCAUCUUUUGGGUAGGGCUCUGACAAAACUUCCCAAGUUAACUGAAAUAAAUAAAGUUUGUGUUUUUGUUUUCUCAGCACAUUUAGAAUUUUGUGGCUUCUGGGUAGAAGUCAUUGUGGAGUGUUUCCCUAACUGACAAGCAUAGUCAAGUUGAAGACUUAAAUCAGGCCAGAAGCAGCUGUGCACUUUUGUAUAAUAGUACUCUGUACUGCUGACUAGUCUAACACUUCAUCAAGCAUUUUCACAUAUGCCAAUUCGUGUUCCAUCAUUUGUCUGAAGAAUUGGGUGGCAUAUGAGUUGUCAUUUGAAACAUAAUGAUUUAGGUUAGUGGAACUUGGGUUUUUAUCAACCUAAAUGCCCAGGAAUGAGGUUUUAAAUUGGAGUAGAAUUUUAAAGCUGGGGGGAUGAAAGUUAAAUUUUAAAGAAAAUAAUGACAUAAAGUCAGGCCAACAGUAAUUAAAAAAAACAAACUUUAUUUAUUCCCUUCUUUCUCAGAGUUUUGCAGAGAUUAAUGAAUCAAAAACAAUUUUUUUGUAUCUUCAUUUGGUGCCCUGGCCAGAAUAGGUCUUUUGGUGAGCUAGUAGGCAUCAUGAGUUGAUGUUGAAGAGUAGCUCUCUAGAGGCCAGGUGUCAUUUAUGUGUUCAACAAAUAUUUGAAAUUUAAGAAACCCAGAAUAGGAAUAAAAUUAUGGGAAGAUAGUGUAACAGGACCAUAAAUAAGCUUUACAAACUUAUAAAAGAAUUUCAUCAAGAAAUGGUCAAAAUUUUUCUAGGUGGAAACUAACUUAAAAAGCGUAUUGAGGAAAAAGGAAACACUAUCUAGUCACCCUAAAACAAUUUAUGGAAUAGUAGUGAACUGUGCAAUGAGAAGAAAUUCCUUUCAGUGCUUUUUUAAGUGUACUUAUACUAUUUAUUUUAUUUUAUUUUUCAUAUUUCCCUUCAAAACUAACCAACAGAUUCUCUAACAGAAAACCUACCUAAAUGAGCAGCAUGGCUUUGUCAUUUAAGCUGACGAUAUUCAGGUCUUAUUUAUAUUUGUAUAUAUUUGCUGAUUAUUUUAAAGUAGAAUGAAUACAUAGAAUUCCCAUGAUGCUUCAGAAUUCUUAAAUAUUGGCUGUAGUUUUAUCACAUUAUGAAUUAGUUUUUUUUUAUUUUCUUCCUUUCUCUUUAGCUUCAGGGUCCUUUUGGUUAGUUGCACUUUAAGCUGGUAGGAAUUCCCUACCCACUUCCUUUCUUUGGGAAUUUGUAUUGGAAGCCUGACUAGAUUAUUUGGAUGGAUAGAGCCUAGUUCCCAGUUGUAUCCUUUCUAAUCCCCACAUUUUCAGUAAACUGCUUGUAUAAUGGAAAAAUUCGAAUAUAAACUUCAUUCAGAUAGUAUCGAAAUAAGAUUACUGCAUUAUUCAUCUUGUGGUAUUGUGAUUUUAUAGGAAAAGAGGUAGAAAAAAUGGAAUGUGGAUUAAAUUGGACUUUCCUUUAGAAAUAACAAAUGAGGUUGUACCUUAUCGAGGUCAAAUGUUUAGAAGGUUGUUGCCUAGGAGCAAAUCUGUGUUAACAGUAUAUGUCUGACUAAACUGAGAAUCACCAUUAGAGCACAAAAGUGGGCUCUUAAUUAAAAAUUGCCACGCAUACAUAUGGAUAUGCUAGACCAUGUGUGGGGAACCUGGUCUUGAGGCCACAUGUGGUUCUGUAGGUCUUCAAGUGCAUGAUCGAGUCCAGAUUUUACACAACUGAAUGGAUUUCAUUUAUUAAGAAGAUUUGUUCGGUAAAGUUUGGAUUCAGUCAAAGGGCCACAGCUGAAAACCUAGAGAGCCAGAUGUGGCCUCGAGGCUGUAGAUUCCCCACCCCUGCAACUGUCUUCUUUAAUGGGAAAGUAGUUGAAUUCUUUCCAGGUGGACUGCACCCCAUACACUGACAUUUCAGGGUUCCUAGCCACCCCAAACCACAUCAGGCUCACAAUUUAUAUACCCUUCCAAUAUGGCAAAAAAAAUUUCUCUAUGCCAGACCACUCCCAGCCUUAGGCUGUCUAGACUGUAAGUUCCCAAAGUGGGUGAUACCACCCCCUGGGGAGUGCUGGAACACCCCAGGGGACAGCAGUAGUCUAUGGAAGCAUAAGGAAAGAAGGGAAGAUAAAUAAGAUUUCUGAUGAGCUAUUUAUCGUUUCGGAAAAGGACAUCCACUUUGCACUUUAGUUUUUCUUUCUUGAAACCCACGGACAUUAGGAAGAGUUCUUAUAUUUUAUUUGUUUUAUUAGUAUAGCUUUUGUUUAUUUUACUUAAGAUAUUCUUAGUACAAACUUUGAAUCUUAUGUCAAGAUUAUUAUCAGUGAUAAAGAUCAGUGUCAUAUCUGGGAAGAGGAGUGGUUUCUGUGGAUUCUCACUGGGACAUUUCCUGGCAGAUAUUGAAAUCUUAGUUUUUACCUUUUCUUUUUAAAGUUGAAAUCUUUAAACUCUCCCCACCCCUAUUUUCUUCCAUUUCUCCAUUUCUAGUUUGUGGUUUCUUAUUCUCUUUUCUUUUUUCUAAUAUUCUUUCUGUCUUUAUCUGUAUUUAUCUAAAAGAUUAAUUUCUAGUGUGACCUUUCCCAAAAUUUGUUUUUAAGUGUCAGAUAAAAGCAGUGUUUGUCAGGAAUCCUUCUGCUUGGUUAGAGAUCUAGACUCUGUCUUUUUUUUUCUCUUUAUACAUGCACGUAUAUGUACAUAUGUACACACAUAUUUUAGGGCAUUUCCAGACUAUUUAGUUAUUCAGGUACUUUGCGUAUCUUUAAAAGUCCCUUUAAAUUUCAUUUCUCCACUAAUGUUUUACUACACACUGUACAAUCUGAAAGUAUAAUUAGAUAAAGAAAAAAUACAUAUAAAAUGACUGAUAAAUAAAGAUUUCCUAGCUGGUCUGUCUUUUGGUUAAUUGGUUCAUUGAAGACCCAUGGCUUCUUAAUAAACAUGGAAUGGGUCAGGAAUUCAGUGGGAUUUAUGUAAAGGUAGAAAAAGGGGUCUUGCAUUUUUUCUUUAUCUAUUGGGAGUAGGCUUUUGAACCUAACUCAUUAUGUAGGGAGUGAGUUGUUGCCUCAUUCUAAUCAGCAGUGAAGGAGAGGUGGAGAAAUGACGUUUAUGGGGAUGUUAACUCUUAUUAUUUGAAAUAAUUAUAAAGCACUCACUUAGUAUAGUGCCAGGCACAAAGUAAAUGCAAAGUAGCAAUUGUUAUUAAAAACAAGGUACUCGAAUAAUCCAGUAUUCAGGAAGUACCCUAAAUGUCUAGAAGUGUUUUACACAGUGUGAGUUAGCAUUAUUUUCAUGAGCAUUGAAAAUCUUAAUAUACUUUGAGGAACAAGGUACUAAGUCCCUUAAAAUAGAUUAAGAAUAAAUAAAAUCUACAUACUCAGUCUGCUAGUCUUACUCUAAUCUGACCAUUUUAAGUUUCUUAUUUUCUUGCUGGGCCUCUCCUUCCUUCUAUCUGCCACUGAUGGAGAGAAGUGACCAAUAGGGCAAAGAGUGAUUUUUGUAUACAAGGUUAGUGGGUAAUUUUAGACUUUAAUAUAUCUGUAGGACGUAGGUUUGUUUACAUGAGAUCUUGUGCCAAAAAUAGUUGGCUCUUUAAGUCUCAGUGCCCAACAUUUCUAAUACUUUGACAUUUAAAAAAAAGCAGACUUAGAUAAAACUAGAAACUCAUAAGUUGGUGGUUUCUUAGCAAUGGAAAAUAACCAAUCAGGAGAUAAAAUUUUAAUUUAUAAUAUAAAUAUUUUUAUUGUAUUGUGCUUCAUAAUGUUAUGUAUAAGGUAUGGUCUGCUGAUUUGCAGUGACUUGUAUUAACUUGCUUGUUAGAAUCUGUCUAAUAUAGGCUUAUUUAUAGUAAAUCUCUAGUAAUUAAAAAUUCUGUUUUGUCAUUGCUAUUAAUUUCUUUAGUAAUCAUAACUAUUCCUUGUCUUAGAAGUCUUGAUGAGUCAAAACAGGUAAAAUAACCAGACUUUUGGAUAACAAGCUUCAUCACAAUUAAUUUUGCAUGUCCUUCGAUGGCCAGAGAUUCUACAGCUUAGUAAAUUUGCCAAAUAGUUUAUCUUUGUUUUAUAAAUAAGGAAGCUGCCUCAGAGAAGUUGAUUAAUAUGCACAACUGGUUAAGUAAUGCCUUCUGAUUUCCAAAUGUAUUUUCUGUCCCUCCAAAAUUAUAUCACUGAGCAAUUACACCUAUCACUUGGAAAGCUGAGAUUAGAGUAAACUGUUCUUUAAAGUCUAAAUACAGUUCAAGAAUUGAGUCAGCACACAAAGUCCCUGCAUAGGUUUUGUAUUUUUGAACUACAGAAAUAACUAAUGCAUAAUUUAUAAGAGAGAUUCAAGCUUCUUAGUGCUUAUUUUUUAAAUUCUGUCUUAUUAUAUUUGUCCUGUCCAUAGAUAGGUAAGCUAAGAUUUCUCUCUCUCUCUCUCUCUCUCUCUCUCUCUCUUUCUUUCUUCCCCUCCCAUCUCACAUCUCUUA
This is a messenger RNA of Vombatus ursinus (common wombat), 6093 nucleotides long. RefSeq names its product methyl-CpG-binding protein 2-like. Bases 188 to 1588 code for a protein of 466 amino acids. NCBI's taxonomy places the organism in Eukaryota, Metazoa, Chordata, Mammalia, Diprotodontia, Vombatidae. The transcript is spliced from 4 exons. The record is from RefSeq and is a predicted model, not a curated record. Gene Ontology annotation, biological process: negative regulation of transcription by RNA polymerase II. Gene Ontology annotation, molecular function: double-stranded methylated DNA binding; methyl-CpG binding; chromatin binding. Gene Ontology annotation, cellular component: heterochromatin; nucleus.